AUGGCUGCCUCCUCCACCUCUUCCGAGUCGCAGAACAUCCCUCUCCCCCCGUCCCUCACCAGCACAACAUCCUCACUACCCACAGCCACACAACGCGCCCUCAUCUCACACCUACGCACCACCAACGCUCUCCCAGAUCUCUCCGCGCAACUCGCCGACUCCCUCGCCCGCACCGGCUGGACGGACCGAGUACGCGCACUAUCCCUGGAGUUACUCCGUAAUGGCAGCUGCGACACAUUUCCCGAGCUGAUGGAAGAAGUAAUGCGGCGCGCGAAGAUCCCGCGAGACAACAGCAGUAACGGCAAUGGCAGCGCAUCGACAAAUGGGACACAGACCGGUGGCGCGGCCGCCCAAGCCAAUGGAACGGGCACCAGCACGCCGACAGCAAGUCAGGGAGCGGCGGCCGGGGCGAGCCAAGGUGCCAUUGUUGUGAGCAAGGAGUGGAGUGGUGGGCCGGACGGGUUACCAGACAUUAGGAUCCCGGAGGCGACGGUCGAGGUAGGGGUAGACUUCUUGAAGGACCGGAUAAAAGACGUAGUUGAGGUUGAGGAAGGUGGCUGA
Messenger RNA from Cyphellophora europaea CBS 101466, 561 nucleotides. RefSeq lists its product as uncharacterized. The record is from RefSeq and is a predicted model, not a curated record. Lineage: Eukaryota; Fungi; Ascomycota; Eurotiomycetes; Chaetothyriales; Cyphellophoraceae. The transcript has a single exon. The coding region runs from base 1 to 561 and encodes 186 amino acids.